Mycetomoellerius zeteki is the source of this 2240-nucleotide messenger RNA. Its product is annotated as TOX high mobility group box family member 3. The transcript is spliced from 12 exons. Lineage: Eukaryota; Metazoa; Arthropoda; Insecta; Hymenoptera; Formicidae. Bases 366 to 2009 code for a protein of 547 amino acids. The record is from RefSeq and is a predicted model, not a curated record. Gene Ontology annotation, cellular component: nucleus. Gene Ontology annotation, molecular function: chromatin DNA binding. Gene Ontology annotation, biological process: regulation of transcription by RNA polymerase II.
GAAUCACAUUGCCGCGUCGACCACCGCGAGGAGUGUUCGUUGCCUGCCACGCUCAACCACGCUGUCGUUCAUCGUUUUCGGAACGCGUUAUUAUACAAAUGAAACGUAUCGUAGUUGAAAAGGUGUCGCACCGCGUGCUCCUAUUACCCUAACCUCGCGCUCUCUUCGCUGUCUGUUGCUCCGUGGUGAGUGAUUUAUUCGCAAAGUGUAGUGAUCGUGUAUAUUCGUGUGAAGCGAGUGUCAACAAAGGGAUUCUAAUUGCGCGGGUACACUAAUUCUCAAGUGUUUCUCUAAUCGCAUUCUUCACGAUUCGAUCGUAGAUUGAUGUAGCGAGCGUACGUACAGAGUUACGCUUUGUAUAUUGCAUGCUGGAUUUUGUGCCGAGAAAAAACAAUUUUGACUUAUCUUUGAACGUUCCACAACAUCAUCAAACAUCGUACCAUCACGACAGUUACAAUAUGUCGGACCAGACGUUUCACACGCCAAGUUUCGGUGACGAAGACUUUGACAUACCAACUAUUCAUCCUCAGUCGCAUCAGCAGCAGCAACAUCAUCAACAACAUGACUCCAUGCAAGCAUAUGGUCAGCCACAGAUGAUUCAAGGUAGCAGUAUGCAACAAUCGUCGGAUGGUCUCAAUCUGGACACUAAUGGAUAUCAGCAACAGCUCUAUUUACAGCAAGAGCAUUCGAUGCAAGCGAUCAAUGUCAGUUCGGCAUAUGGCAACUCACAAAGUUCGUAUGCGACAAUGAGCUCUCCACGUCAUCAACAACAUAGCGGCCAACAAUUAUUGAUGUUGCAACAACAGCAGCAACAGGUUCAAAUGCAACAUAUGCAGUAUAUGCAUUCUCAGCAGCAGCAACAGCAGCAGCAAUUGCAGCAACAGCAACAAAUGCAAUAUAGAAGUCCUACCGGAGGCAGUCCGACUACUAUGCAAGCAAACAAUAUCCCGGAGACGAAUAAUAAUACUACGACCAGCGAAGAUAGUGAUGAUAGCACUCCACAUUCUGGAAUGAUUGCUAUGGUAAAGCGUGAGCCACCAUCGCCCGAAGCAGCUGAUGUUGGAGCAAAGAAUCAAAGAAAAACGAAGCCCCAAAAAAAGAAGAAAAAGAGAGAUCCUAACGAGCCACAGAAACCAGUGUCAGCGUAUGCCCUUUUCUUUAGAGAUACUCAGGCAGUAAUUAAGGGAAAACAUCCAAACGCCAGCUUCGGUGAAGUAUCUAAAAUUGUCGCGUCAAUGUGGGAUGCAUUAGACAUUGAACAUAAAAAUUAUUACAAAAAGAAAACCGAAGCAGCUAAGAAGGAAUAUUUGAAAGCUCUCGCGGCGUACAGAGCAUCUCUGGUAAGCAAAGGUGCGGGUGAAAAUGAACAAAAACAGCAAACACAACAGCCGCAACAACAAAUGCAAUACAGUGGAUACACAGGCUAUUCCAACAAUACUGCGUCAGGAAAUGUUACAUAUCAAGUCUAUAGCCCUCAACAUCAACCUUCGUCGCCUCAACAUCAGCAACAGCUGGCUGUUAAUAAAAAGUCAUCCCAUCAUUUAGCAAUGCAAGGAAAUCCUCAACAAAGCUUAAUGGGCACUGUAAUGGCACCACCGCAUAUGACACAACAGCAACAGCAGCACAUGCAGCAGCAGAUUUCUCAACAGCAAUACAUGCAGGUGCCUCAACAACAAGUACAGCAAGUGCAAGUGCAACAACAACAGCAGCAACAAAUAAUACAUACAAGUCCACCUAGAGCAGAAUUUAUAAAAUCUGAGGAUUUACCGAUAAAGUCUGAAACUUUAUCUAGUUCUUCGUCGCCAGUAAAUCCUUCACAAGUGACUAUGACAGGACAAAGGCCAUCACCGUGUAUACAUCAGGGAUGCCCCAAUCCUGCUAUAUCUAAUAACGAAUGGGAAGAUGAAUACUGCAGCAACGAAUGUGUAGUCAGCCAUUGCAGAGAUGUAUUCAAUACGUGGGUAUCUUCAAAUCAAAAUUCUCAACAAAACUAUUCUACAGUUAAAUAAAAGUUCUACAAGAGAUGAACUACAAUUACUCAAUGGCCUCACACCUUAAAUGGCUCGUUGUUAAUCUGUAAAGUAAGAUAUUUAAAUGAAUGUAUAUACACAUAAACUGGUGAACUUUUUAAAGUGUCAAGACUAUUCAUGCAGCAACAGAGAUACAGAGAUCAGCAUUAGAGGAUAGUUUGAAAUAUGUAUACAGAUGUGUUCUGUAUGUGUAUACAUGUUGACGAGAGA